Messenger RNA from Columba livia (rock pigeon), 4798 nucleotides. RefSeq names its product glutaminase (gene GLS). Gene Ontology annotation, biological process: L-glutamine catabolic process. The record is from RefSeq and is a predicted model, not a curated record. The transcript is spliced from 18 exons. Lineage: Eukaryota; Metazoa; Chordata; Aves; Columbiformes; Columbidae. Gene Ontology annotation, molecular function: protein binding; glutaminase activity. Bases 58 to 2019 code for a protein of 653 amino acids.
CGCGAGCGGCGCCGCAGGCUGGCGGCUGUGGCAGUCGGCGGAGGGAAGUGGUGCAGCAUGAUGCGGCUGUGGCGCUCGGCGCUGCUGCGGGAGCUGCUGCUGCUGGGCCCGCCGGGGGCGGCUGGCGGCGGAGGCCCGGGGCCCAGCGCUGGCCACAGGCGCCUCCCGCCGCCGCUGGCCGCCUUCGGUGUGAGCCCGCCCGCCUCCCGCCGCGGCCUAGGGCUGCCGCCUGCGGCGCGGGGUUUGUGCACUCGCUCGGAGGGAGCCUUGGAGGAGCCGGGGAAGGGGGCGCAGGCGCCGUCGCCGACCCCCGGCGAAGCCCCCGCCGACAGCGGCCACAACAAUAACCACGGCGGCGGCAAGGAGCUGGCCGGAGGCGGCGGCGGAGGAGAGAAUAAAAUGAAGCAAGGUCUCCUUCCUAGCUUAGAAGAUCUACUUUUCUAUACUAUUGCAGAAGGACAAGAAAAAAUACCAGUUCAUAAAUUCAUAACUGCACUCAAAUCUACAGGAUUACGUACAUCAGAUCCCCGAUUAAAAGAGUGCAUGGAUAUGUUAAGACUGACCCUUCAAACAACUUCGGAUGGUGUUAUGCUGGACAAAGACCUUUUUAAAAAGUGUGUACAAAGUAAUAUCGUGUUGCUUACUCAAGCUUUCAGGAGGAAGUUUGUCAUUCCAGAUUUUAUGUCAUUUACUUCACAUAUUGAUGAAUUGUAUGAAAGUGCUAAAAAACAAUCUGGAGGAAAGGUUGCUGACUAUAUUCCACAACUGGCCAAGUUCAGUCCUGACUUGUGGGGUGUGUCACUCUGCACAGUGGAUGGACAGAGGCAUUCUGUUGGCGAUACCAAAGUUCCAUUUUGUCUUCAGUCCUGUGUAAAGCCUUUGAAAUACGCUAUUGCUGUUAAUGACCUUGGCACAGAGUAUGUGCACAGAUAUGUUGGUAAAGAGCCUAGUGGACUAAGAUUCAACAAAUUGUUCCUGAAUGAAGAUGACAAGCCGCAUAACCCUAUGGUGAAUGCUGGAGCAAUUGUGGUCACGUCUUUAAUCAAGCAAGGAGCAAAUAAUGCAGAAAAAUUUGACUACGUGAUGCAAUUCAUGAAUAAAAUGGCUGGUAAUGAGUACGUUGGGUUCAGUAAUGCUACGUUCCAGUCUGAAAGGGAGAGUGGAGAUAGGAACUUUGCAAUCGGCUAUUACUUGAAAGAAAAAAAGUGCUUUCCUGAAGGCACAGAUAUGGUUGCUAUACUAGACUUCUAUUUUCAGCUUUGCUCGAUAGAAGUAACGUGUGAAUCAGCAAGUGUGAUGGCAGCAACUCUGGCUAAUGGUGGAUUUUGCCCAAUCACUGGGGAAAGAGUCCUGAGUCCCGAAGCAGUCCGGAAUACCCUCAGUUUAAUGCAUUCCUGUGGCAUGUAUGACUUUUCAGGGCAAUUUGCCUUCCACGUUGGUCUUCCUGCGAAAUCUGGAGUUGCUGGUGGGAUUCUUCUGGUCGUUCCUAACGUCAUGGGCUUGAUGUGCUGGUCACCUCCAUUGGACAAGAUGGGCAACAGCGUUAAAGGAAUUCACUUCUGUCAUGAUCUGGUUUCUUUGUGCAAUUUCCAUAACUACGAUAAUUUGAGACACUUUGCGAAAAAGCUGGAUCCUCGCAGAGAAGGUGGUGAUCAGCGGGUGAAGUCUGUGAUAAAUCUGCUGUUUGCUGCCUACACGGGGGAUGUGUCUGCACUCCGGAGAUUUGCUUUGUCAGGAAUGGAUAUGGAACAACGAGACUAUGACUCACGAACAGCCCUGCAUGUAGCAGCUGCAGAAGGACAUGUGGACGUAGUUAAAUUUCUGCUGGAAGCGUGCAAAGUGAAUCCUUUCCCCAAAGACAGGUGGAAUAACACUCCUAUGGAUGAAGCUUUACAUUUUGGACACCACGAUGUGUUUAAAAUUCUUCAAGAAUAUCAGGUCCAGUACACGCCAUCAGAGGAUUCCAACAACGGGAAGGAGAACCGGACGGUUCAUAAAAAUCUGGAUGGCUUACUAUAAUCAUCCUCAGCUAGAUCCUAAGAAUCAAAUCACUUACCUAUUUAAUUGUGGUAUGCAUAAGUAAUGAAGAGCGUGUGUGUUUCUAUCUGAUAGUGGUAUAUAUUUUACAGAAGUCUCUGUUACUUCAGUGUUAUGUUACAGGAGUUUCUAUACGCACAGGACAAAUCCAAUCUCUCUCAAAAGAAACAAAACCAACGAAGAAUCUCCCUCCAUAAUGUGAGCAAUAUUACCUCAUGCUGCAUAUAAUUGAUGUAUAAAAAUAUUUAGCUGUCGUUGGCUUUACUGUGCACUACUUAAUUUAUUUUUGUGUUCUAUGUGAACUCUAGUCCGUGGUCAGGAAUUUUUCUGCUCAGUUUUUGUUUCUAUAACCCUCUGUUUCCAGUUUGGCUGGGAUGAGCCAGAGGAUUGUUGGGCAUGAGUGUCAGUGAGGUUUUCCAAAAGCUGAGGGUGCUGACGUAGAUGUAGGCUGGGUGUGUUAAGUAAGGAUCUGCACUUAUCUUUGGGAAAAAAUAGAAUAAAACUUCCACACAACCUUGUUUACAUGAUAUAAAUAUCCACAGAGUAUAUAGGCGACAGUUGUCAAUGGUCUGGGCUUGUUCUUAGAGAUAGUCUUGUCAGGGACUCUGUUUUAAGGUUUGUUUGACCAAAUGGCAUUGGGGAAUGUGAUUUGUCAUUUCAAACUGUGUUUAGUGGGGUGUGGGGUUUUGUUGUUGUGUUUCUUCCGGUUCUUUUUGUCUCACCUCCCUCCUCUCCGUGUUCAGCUGCUAAAGCGUUUCCCCGUGGCUGGGGCAAGCGGGUGCUUCGCAGCCGUGUUCCCGCAGGUGUUCUUGCACUACAGCCUCGACAAGCCGCAAAACCCCCCUUCUGGGCUCACGGGUCGUCUUAUCGGCGGGUUGUACCGGGAACCAGAGAGGGGAACGGAAUUAAGCGAAAGGCAAAGUACUAAACCAAAUAUUACUUGUAAAUCUGACUUAAUUCAGGCUUGUGAUAAGGAACACGGCUGCAGUGAGAACAGCUUUAAGGAGCAUAGAGCCAAUCAGAGCAUGAGCAGGGCAGGAGAUAAGCCAAAUUUUGGGGGUAUGUUCCCUCCUUGCACUACUGUCAACCAGGGAGCGGGAUGUGGCAGCGGUGGGAUGGGUCCCACUGGCGUUGGGUGGGAGUUUGGCAACAGGAGCGCAAGCAGGCGAUGCCUUUUGUGGCAAACAGCGGCGUUUCUGGUGCUGCCGCGGCAGCCCGGGCAUGGGGAGUGUCAGUGCCGAUAGUCAUUGUUGGCAGAAGGACGACGUUCUGGUGGUUCCCUGUCCCACACGCAAUCGCUUCUGCUGGUGCUGUGGCAUCAAACCUCAAAAGUGAGCAGUUAAGACUUGGAUAUUCACAGAACGCCACGGGGUUUUGGGCACAGCAAGAAUUUUAGCACAAGAUUUUUAGGCGAGGGUUGUUUAGGAUGUGGAAAAGGAGACUGAGCUUGAGAAUUUUGUAUAUGGCUAUUUUUAUUCUAGCACAUAGUGUAUGAGUCAUUAGUCGCUCUCAAAAUUCAAAUUGUUUUGUUUAGACACCAAAAUCCUCCAGAAAUAAUGUCCUAAUUCUUUCUCGGAUGGCUCAAGCACUUUAUAAAGAUGAUCUGAACCACAUUAUCCCACUUUUGCAAAUGAGUCCACUAGGGCACAGAGAGAGGUGACGUCUCCGGGGUGACCCAGCAGGUCAGUGUCAUUGAGAAUAAACCGUCUUGGGCUCUGGCUCUUCACUGAGCCCUGUUGGUCACUGAGAAGCACAAGGUCUCUGCUGCACCUUGAACUCAAUUCCAACCUGUUUCCUCUGGCACCAGAUCUGUCAACUUCAGCAUAGAGGAAUGGUAGCAGAGGGAACUCCAGUUUAGUGUUCUCUAUCUCAGUGCUCAUCUGACUGCUUCUAGAUUUUAUUUUUUUUUUCCUAUUAAAAUGUAUCCUUUGGCUUCUCAGAAAAUCACCUGAUUUAACUUGAUUUAAUUGAAAUUUGCAUUGUUCAUACUGGCAUUUUUAAAAGAUAGGUAUAUUAUAUAAUACACAUAUAUACAAAAAUAAACCAAAAGGAGUCAUUUUAACUGAGUUAGCAUUAAAGAUCAUGGCUGUCCCUAAACUUAACGCUUUCCUAAAUCAUACUGAGUGCUUUUAGCUUCAGUGCAUUUCUGCUGGUUAGUUUUAGUGUUUUCUCAUUGUGAGAAGAUGCUUUAUUUUGUAAUGUCCAAUUUGGCAAUGCAGCUAUUUAGACAUGGCGUUAUUUAUAAAUAUAAAUAUAUGCAGUACAUUGGGUUGGCUGUUGAUCAUUCAUGACACUGACAUGUAGAUUUUUGCCGUAAACAGCUUUUUGGUUUUCUUAUCAAAUGCUCCAAAGAGGAUUCCCCCACUCCUUUGUUUUUAUGUCAUAUAUGUUUCUUCUGUACCACAACCUACAAAUCGUUACGCUAACUUAAUGCUUUGUACUCAGAAAUAUUGUGAUAGUCUUAGCAUUAAUUAGCCUCUCUUUGUGAACAAAAUGUAUUGUAUCAUAUUUUUUUUGCUUCGGAGCUGGGCUGUCGGUGACGAUACUUGCUGGCGGUGUAAUUCUGGUCACGGUAACGGGGCUGAUCUGGACUUUUAGAUUCUGUCUUGUGGGGAACAGACAGUGAUGAAUGUAUUUCUAGCAGUUUCCCAUGAUGAAUCUAAACUUGAGCUGUACUGGUUCUGAAAAUGAAAGUUAUUUAUUUUAAGAAAUGAAAUCCAGAUAGCAUUGCUUUUUACAGCAUAAUAAAUGGAAAUACCAA